AUGUUGGUCGGGAUCCACGCCGUCGCGCACAGCGACUUGACCUCGUCGACGGUGACUUCAAAGCCCGCCUUGGAGACUGUCAUCACCGCGUUCUGUGUCUGUCAGCUGACGCAAAGGCUCGGGCGAGCUAACGUGUUUGAGACCAAUGCCGCGGAGGAGACGCGCAAAGAGACGCACGUCGUGUGUCUCCGCCACGAGGAUCUGCGUGGGUUAGCAUUGCGGCACCCAUUACAACCCACUGGAGCGUCCGCGCCGUUUGGAUGUGUGCCCGCCAUUGUUGGAAAGGAAUGGGCGAGAAGGCAAAGAGGAAGCGAAGACGGAUUUGUUUGUGUGGGAUUGACUGGACUGAAGCACCUCCACUCUGGCGGACGAACGGAUAUUGCCUCCGGCAAAAGUCGCCUCCGAGUGGUGCUCAGACGAGAGAUCGAGAGACCGCCUUCCUCGCAUUCCAGCUUCCUUCUCCCACUACACCUUCUUGUCACUCACACCUUUACACCUCACGCCAAAAUGUCGUUUGCUAGCCGAUACAUGCCCAUCUUGUUCGGCAUCGGCGUCGGUGAGCUAACGCCCUUCGGUCACAGUAAGCUGACAUCUGCAGGCGCCUUCUCGGGCAUGUACAUCUGGGACGAGCCCCUGCAGCAGGUCACCGGUCGCAUGCCUCCCCCCGGAGAAGAGGCGGCUGAAGAGGCCAAGGCCAAGGCCGAGGCAUCAAAGACUGCUGUCGCGGCCCCUGCUGCUCCUUCUGCUCCUGCUGGCUCUGCCGUCGCUCAGGCGUGA
Messenger RNA from Apiotrichum porosum, 777 nucleotides. RefSeq lists its product as uncharacterized. The record is from RefSeq and is a predicted model, not a curated record. NCBI's taxonomy places the organism in Eukaryota, Fungi, Basidiomycota, Tremellomycetes, Trichosporonales, Trichosporonaceae. Bases 1 to 777 code for a protein of 258 amino acids. The transcript has a single exon.